This is a messenger RNA of Passer domesticus (house sparrow), 2346 nucleotides long. RefSeq names its product amyloid beta precursor protein binding family A member 3 (gene APBA3). Lineage: Eukaryota; Metazoa; Chordata; Aves; Passeriformes; Passeridae. The coding region runs from base 19 to 2205 and encodes 728 amino acids. Gene Ontology annotation, molecular function: protein binding; amyloid-beta binding. The record is from RefSeq and is a predicted model, not a curated record. Gene Ontology annotation, biological process: chemical synaptic transmission. The transcript has 10 exons. Gene Ontology annotation, cellular component: dendritic spine; plasma membrane; cytoplasm.
CUCCCGGGCCGCCGGCCCAUGGAGACCGGCGCCACCAUGGACUUCCAGGCGGCCGCGCUCUCUGCCCCCGGUGGCGGCAGCGAUGAGAGCGCGGAGCCGCGGGCCAUGGACACGGAGGACGGACCGGACGCCCCUGGGCGCUGCGGGGGCGGCGGGCGGCCGGAGGAGCCCUCCCGUACGGCCCCGCAGCCCGGCAGCGGCUCCGCGCCAGGGGGGCCGGGGCCCGCCGCAGCCCCGGGGCUCGCGGGGGGCGCGGGCGGACGGAGCGAGCUGUGCCGCGGCUCGGCAGGGGCGAUGGCCGCGGAGGCCGUGCCCGAGGUGCCGCAGGGCUCUGCCCGCUGGCAGCCCGGCCCCGGGAGCGCCCCUCGGGGCACGGCGCGCCCCCGCACCCCCAGCGGCGCCGACCCCGCGGGCAUGGAGCUGGACGAGAGCCCCGCACCGAGGGCCGAGUGGAGCGAGGACGUGGAGGACGAACCCUCGGAGAUCCAAGGGCUGCUGGCUCAGCUUGAGACCCUCGACCCCAGCCUCCGUGACCGCCCGUCCGCCGCAGAGCAGGGCUCUCCGUGCCCCUCGGGCCGCGGGCAGUGCCCGGGCAGGUGCGGGCCGUGCCCGCUGCACGUGGCCACGGGCCGGGGCCUGGCGACGCGCCCCUGCUGCCCGCAGCACUCCGCCUGCCACCGGCCCUGCCACGGGCUGCUCUUCGCCGAGGCCGACCGGGAGGACUUGCUGAGCCUCCUGUGCUACGAGGGGGGGCUGCCCGAGGCUGGUGCCGAGACCCCCUUGGCCCACUCUGAUGUCCUGGCUGGGACCAACCUGGAGAUGCUGCAGGCUCAGGAGGAACCAGCCACUCUGGAGAAGUCUGAAGGGCUGGGGAGGCCAGAGAGCUCAGAGGAGGAACCUUCUGGCAGCUGGUGUUACGGAGAGGGGCUUUGCGAGGACGAUUCUGCCUGCGAGGGUGCCCGGGAAGGUUCCCCGGAGCCGGCGUGGGCAGCCCUGCCUUCCGCUCUGGUGCCAGGGACAGAGCAGCCCCCUCAGGGCGCUGUGACCAACAGGGAAUCCCCAUCAUCCUGCCCAGCCUUCAAAGAGGUUCCAGGCCCUUGUGACCCAGAGGACUUGCUGGAUGGUGUGAUUUUUGGGGCCAAGUACCUGGGCUCCACGCAGCUGGCCUCGGAGAGGAACCCCCCGACCAGCGUCCGCAUGGCGCAGGCCCAGGAGGCCGUGGACAGGAUCAAGGCACCCGAGGGGGAGUCCCAGCCCAUGACAGAGGUGGAUCUGUUUGUCUCCACACAGAGGAUCAAGGUGCUCACUGCUGACACUCAGGAGGCCAUGAUGGACCACUCCCUCCAGACCAUCUCCUACAUUGCCGACAUUGGCUCCCUCGUGGUGCUCAUGGCGCGCCGGAAGCUGCCGCGGCGCUCGGAGGUGGCGGAGGAGAAGCGGCUCUACAAGAUGAUCUGCCACGUCUUCCACUCGCCUGAUGCCCAGGUCAUCGCCCAGGCCAUCGGACAGGCGUUCGGCGUGGCCUACCAGCGCUUCCUGGAGGCCAACAGCAUCGACCCCAGCGAGCUGAGCCCGCACCAGUACGGCCGUGCCCUGGAGGACCAGGAGCAGUACAACACAGAGCUGAGCCACUUCUCCCGGCAGGAGAACUGCAAGGACGUGUGCAUCCGGAAGCAGAAGGGGGAGAUCUUGGGCAUCGCCGUUGUGGAGUCGGGCUGGGGCUCCAUCCUGCCCACCGUGGUCAUCGCCAACCUGAUGCACGGGGGCCCCGCGGAGCGGUCGGGCGAGCUGAGCAUCGGGGACCGCCUCAUGUCUGUCAACGGGACCAGCCUGGUGGGGCUGCCCCUGGGCACCUGCCAGAGCAUCAUCCGGGAGCUGAAACACCAGACCGAGGUGACACUGAACAUUGUGCACUGUCCCCCUGUCACCACGGCUGUCAUCCGACGCCCCGACUCCAAGUACCAGCUGGGCUUCUGUGUAGAGAAUGGUGUGAUCUGCAGCCUGAUGCGUGGGGGCAUCGCGGAGCGCGGCGGCAUCCGCGUGGGGCACCGCAUCAUCGAGAUCAACGGGCAGAGCGUGGUGGCCACGCCACACGAGAAGAUCAUCCAGAUCCUCACCGAGGCGGUCAGCGAGGUGCACAUCAAGACCAUGCCAGCCUCCACGUACCGUCUGCUGACAGGGCAGGAGCAGCCCCUCUUCCUCUGAGCCACCGUGCCUGGGGCAGGCAGGAGCGAGCCCGGGGCUGCAGGGGCAGGACUGGCUCUGCCUUCCGCCCCAGCCCUGCAGCAGAGCCCUCAGCAGGGCCUAAGUCUGCACCUCUUUUGUUUUACUCAGGACACAGUGGGA